CCAAAUCUUGAUCUCAUCACUUUUUUUUUUUUUUAAUCAAAUGCAUUAUACUUCAACGUCCAUAAACGCCGGCGAAGAACCGCCACCGCCACCUCCGCCUAUUCCGCCGCCACCUUUACUAUCAACCGAUCUAUCUCCGGCCAACUUCUUCAUGCAACCUAAUACUUCUAUGUUGAAUAAUCAUUUGCCACUGCCUAAUAACUCUCAAGUUGGUUGCGAUAAUAUUGAUUGGGCCGGGCUUUUUUCGAGUUCCACUACUAGUGGUAUUGACACAGAAUAUUUCGUGCACCGGACUGCCCCCGUUAAUAAUAAUAAUGAGCCAACAACUAUGCCAAACAUGUCGAUAACUCCUAGAAAUAUUAUGAUGGAAGGCGAACAACAACAACAACAGCAACAACAACAUCAACAACAACAACACGAUGGAUACUGUAGAGACAAAGGAAAGUUCAGGAAGAGAAAAUAUGUACCACCUAGGAUUGCAUUUCAUACGAGGAGCACUGAGGAUAUUCUUGAUGAUGGAUUUAAGUGGAGAAAAUAUGGUCAGAAAGCUGUCAAGAAUAGCUCUCAUCCAAGGAGUUAUUAUCGAUGUACACAUCACACAUGCAAUGUGAAAAAGCAAAUUCAAAGACUUUCAAAGGAUACAAGUAUUGUGGUGACAACUUAUGAAGGAAUUCAUAACCAUCCUUGUGAAAAGCUGAUGGAGACCUUAAGUCCAAUUUUAAAACAACUUCAGUUUUUCGCCAGAUUUUAAAUUAUGUAUUAAUUAUACUAAAUGGGAUAUUAUCUAAAUGUCUCAAAUUGAAAAGUUAACGUAACAUAUGUUGGUGUUUCAUUGUGUUGAUCAUACGUAUAGCAAGUCAAAGUGUACACUUCUGUAUAGAAAUGUAAAUUAUAAUACCAUACAGUCGAUAAAAUGAGGAUAUAUAUUACUAAUGUUACCAUGUUAUGUAUUUAUGUACGAAUGGAAG
Messenger RNA from Nicotiana attenuata, 968 nucleotides. RefSeq names its product probable WRKY transcription factor 56. Gene Ontology annotation, biological process: regulation of DNA-templated transcription. The transcript has 2 exons. Bases 41 to 751 code for a protein of 236 amino acids. The record is from RefSeq and is a predicted model, not a curated record. Gene Ontology annotation, molecular function: DNA-binding transcription factor activity; sequence-specific DNA binding. NCBI's taxonomy places the organism in Eukaryota, Viridiplantae, Streptophyta, Magnoliopsida, Solanales, Solanaceae.